Molecule: messenger RNA, 645 nt
Organism: Pyricularia grisea
Lineage: Eukaryota; Fungi; Ascomycota; Sordariomycetes; Magnaporthales; Pyriculariaceae
Exons: 1
Coding region: 1-645 (214 amino acids)
Source: RefSeq, a predicted model, not a curated record
AUGAAGCUCCUCCUGACAGCACUCCUCCUCGUCGUCCCCGCACUCGCCAAACUCCCACAACCAACCAACAUCGGGACCGCCCCAGACCGCCCCUGCGGCUUCAAGAUGGCGCGCUGCCCGAGGGGCAGCACAUGCUCAGCCUCGGACCCGGCCUGCCCGGCCACGCGGGGCGACAACUGCCUCGGCCGGUGCGUGGUGGCAACGACGAUGCGGCGCCCGCGACCAUCCAACCCGACGCGGCCGUCCAUCUCCAAACCCACCGCAAGCUGCGACGACGACGACGACGACGACGACGGGCCGAAACCGUCAAUAAUCAACACCAGGACGCCGCGGCCGACGCGCAGCAGCACGCAACAGCAGCCCCAGUCGCCGACCCCGACUCCGACCCGCACCCGUAGCUACGACGACUGCGGCGGUUUCCGGCCGACGCCCAAGAGCUGCGCGGGCGGGCAGGUGUGCAUCGACGAUCCGUACGUCGGUGGUUGUGGUAUGGCGUGCGACAUGCCGGGGAUUUGCGUGGAGCCCGUCUUUUGCGGUGGGUUUGCCGGCAUCCAGUGCGCCGACGGCAAGAUGUGCGUCGACGACAAUAGGGACGAUUGCGACCCGGAGAAUGGUGGCAGUGACUGUGGCGGUAUUUGUGUUUGA